AUGGAAGGAAUAUUCUUCAACAUUGAUUAUGGUUACGUUGAGGCAGUUGUGAGGGGGUAUAGAAGCGGUCUUCUUACUGCCAAUCAAUAUGUCAAUUUGACUCAAUGUGACAAUUUAGAAGAUCUUAAACUACAACUUUCAUCAACCGACUAUGGUAAUUUCUUGGCCAAUUACUCUGGUCCUUUAACCACAUCAGUCAUCCAAGAGAAUUUGAAUAAAAAGAUUUACCAGCAAUAUCAGUAUAUCAGAAGUCAAUCAAGUGGGAAAUUGACGAGAUUUAUGGAAUAUAUACAAUAUGCAUACAUGAUUGACAAUGUUAUAUUGAUGAUCACUGGAACCUUGCAUGAAAGAGAUAAAUCAGACAUUUUGAAAAAAUGCAAUCCAUUGGGAUGGUUUGACACGUUGCCAACGUUGAGUAUUGCCACCGACAUUGAGAGUUUAUAUUCAACUGUUUUGAUAGAUACACCAUUGGCACCAUUCUUUAAAAACUGUGUUUCUGCUGACGAUUUGGAUGAUUUGAAUAUUGAAAUUAUUAGAAACAAAUUGUACAAGAAUUACUUGGAAGCUUUUAUGGCUUUUGUUCAAAGGGAAUUUGAUGGGCCAGAUAAGGAAAUAAUGACAAGAUUAUUGACAUUAGAGGCUGAUAAGAGGGUGAUAAAUAUUGCUUUGAAUUCAAUUAAUAACUCGCAGCUUUCAAUUGAUGAUAAAUUGAGCUUGUUCCCAAACUUGGGCCAGUUGUAUCCUACUUAUCACUUGGAGUUGGCUCAAACUGAUGAUUACGAACAAUUAAAGUUGAUUGUUGAAAAUAUUGGCGAUUUCAAGGAGCUCUUCAGUGAAAGUGCCGAUGGUAAUAGAAGUAUUGGUGACGCCUUUUACUUGUUGGAGUUACAAUACUGCAGAAAUGCAUUUACGCAACAGUUUACCUUGAGUGCUGUGUAUGCAUGGUUAAAGUCGAAAGAGCAGGAGGUGAGAAACAUCACUUGGAUUGCUGAAUGUAUUGCUCAGAACCAAAAGAGCAGAAUCGAAAACUAUAUUGCUGUUUAUUAA
This is a messenger RNA of Lodderomyces margitis, 1047 nucleotides long. RefSeq names its product H(+)-transporting V0 sector ATPase subunit d. NCBI's taxonomy places the organism in Eukaryota, Fungi, Ascomycota, Pichiomycetes, Serinales, Debaryomycetaceae. Gene Ontology annotation, cellular component: vacuolar proton-transporting V-type ATPase complex; proton-transporting V-type ATPase, V0 domain; fungal-type vacuole membrane. Bases 1 to 1047 code for a protein of 348 amino acids. Gene Ontology annotation, molecular function: proton-transporting ATPase activity, rotational mechanism. Gene Ontology annotation, biological process: proton transmembrane transport; vacuolar acidification; vacuolar transport. The transcript has a single exon. The record is from RefSeq and is a predicted model, not a curated record.